Molecule: messenger RNA, 15777 nt
Organism: Lymnaea stagnalis (great pond snail)
Lineage: Eukaryota; Metazoa; Mollusca; Gastropoda; Lymnaeidae
Source: the annotation of a GenBank genome assembly
AGCGAUUGCAUUCAGCCUUCGCACGGUUAUCCAACGGGCGAUGGUGAAGAAAGGUCGUACUCAAGUCGUGGGACCAGCUACCAACGACUUGUAAGUUUAUCUUUUUUUUUGUUUUUUUAUUUAAAAAAAAGUUCUAAAUAAAUAUCGAUUAGAAACGGACGGUCGUGACGACAUGCUGCAGUUGGUGGUUUGCCGUCUUGUACUUCGAGCCCUCGCUGACAUGCUGCAGUUGGUGGUUUGCCGUCUUGUACUUCAAGCCCUCGCUGACAUGCUGCAGUUGGUGGUUUGCCGUCUUGUACUUCGAGCCCUCGCUGACAUGCUGCAGUUCCUGCAGUGAGAGGAAGGGAGGUUGUUGUUGUUCUUGUUUUAUGUAUGGAUAUGGUCAAGGAGGAUGAAAUGGUAUUCAUGAAUGUUGUUGCGCUUUCAAACAAAUAUCUCAUAACGUCGGAGCAUCAAUCGUCCAUUUGGGUCAAGUAUUUAAUACUUAAAAAGUAUAAGAUCCUGACUAUUAUUUUACUCCAAACUUGAGAUUUAUUUCUCAUAUUUGUGAAACGUAUUGUGCAAAUAUGAAAUAUAGUGACGCCACCACAUCGGACUUUCGUCGCGCUUCCAUAGAAAUAAUUACCAGUCACCGCCGCAAAAGCAGGAUACACAUCCACAGCUAGAAAUGAUAGGCCACUAAAGAAAUAGUGUGGUCAGCAUAAUAUACAACCGUGAGACGUUACAAUGGUGUCAGAAUAAAACGUAUGUUUAUGCUAAAUUACUAAAUAAUAAAAUACUAAAAUUAUGAUAAAAAAAUUAAACAAAUUAAUACGAACAUAAUAAAAACAACAAACCAUUGCAUAGCCAAAGAACUAAACAAACUCUCUGUAUGAAGGUGAGUUUCGUUCACGGGUUUUUUCUACUUCAUUUUUUUCUCUUUUUUUAGUCUGAAUAUUCAAAAUGCGUGGGUUUUUUUUGUUUUUUUGGGCAAUAUGUUUUAAUUUUUAAAAAAUUUCAUAUCCACAUACUCUAAAAAGACUCAAAAUGCAAAAGUAUCUUUCCUAUUUAACCCCCCCCCCCUUCCCACCCCUUUAAAACAAAAUCCCCAAAUCUCCUCAAAUCUUCCAGACAAUAAUUUUGAUUUCAAGUCUCCAAGGUAAGUUUUCUUUUAAUCGGCUGAUCAGGAGCACAGGAACCCAUGACGACAUUUGCGUGUUUAUUAUAGUUGCCGUGAAUUAGGGUUCGGGUUAGGUAGAGGGAUAGAUUUAGGGUUCAGGUUAGGCAUAGGGAUCGAUUUAGGGAUAGGUUUAGUGACAGUAUUAACUGGUUGUGUCCACCAAGAUGGCGGCCAUCGCGGAUACUAUUCUCCUGAUUUACCUUUUAAUCUUUUUAUUAAUAACAACAACAACAAAAAGACAAAAAAAACAUGUUAUGUUCUUGCACAUUAAGCCAAAGCCUAAAACACUGUUAACCUGUCCAUCUUGGAAUAAGUCAAUGUUUUUUGUUGUAUUUUAAGUGUCCAAACUCAAGUUAUCCCGCAUUUCUGUUUCAAAGACCCACGGUGGAAAAAGGCUCAACGAUCGCCUACGGUCUGGCCGGAAACGACAAGUUCACGGUGACCGUGGUCAUGAGGACGUCCGCUGAUGGGACAGCCACGUACAACGCCCUGCCCGUGUACGCCUGGGGGACCAUCUACUACGUCAUCACUGGAACGUGAGCGGUUGCUUCCUUUUUUUUUAUGGCUGAAAUUUUCUUUUUAUAGAUUAAAAGAUUACCAUGAGGGGGGGGGGUGCAGUGUCGUAGCUAGGGGUUGUGCUGCCUGUGGUGGACAAAAAUUGUUGCUGUCCCUUUACAAAAAAUGUCUGCACUUUGCCCCCAAAAUUCCGCCCAUUGUGUUAAGAGAAAAGUGCCGCCCGGGUUGGACAAUUCCCUCCGCACUACCAUUCCGACGCCACUGAGUGAAGCAUUUUUCAGAUUUCCCAUAUUAUACGGUAGAGAUGGUGAAGGCAUAUUUUUUUUUGUGAGGUCCCUAUAAGUCGGAUCUAUUUAUUUAACCUGCGUUUUGGGUAAGAUAUGUGUGUGGGAGGGUGUGUGUCGGAUGGUCUUAAGGGUAAAACGGCUACCAACGUGGUGAGAUAAUAUAACGCAGAGUUUCUCAAACUCGCGGCCCGCGGGGCAUUUGCGGCCCUGCAAGACGAUACUGUGCGGCCCACUACAUGACACCAAGGUUUAGUGUUAAUGCGGCCCGCGCGUUUUCCCCAUGCUCAUAUCUAUAGUGUGACCGUACGCGACGGUUUCAGUCGAAUCUCACCGACUGGUGAUUCUGUUUAUCAUAGAGCUGGACGUUGAGUGUAAUGGUUUCAUAAACGUUUUAAAAGUUGGAUUAAUAGUUUUUUUUUCUUUUAUUGCAAUUAAUGAGACAAACAUGGCCGAAAUGCGGUUUUGAGAAAAGUUUAAAAAGUCAGUUAGUGGGUAGUGCACAACAAUAAUUGUGUUAAUUGUAGCAAUCUGACACAGUGUCAAAGGAUCCCUAGAAAAAAAAACUGCCGCUAUUGUUUACAAUUGAGGGAAAUUCCGAGCCUUCCAGUUUGGUCACUUACAAAAAAAAAAUUGUUAAAAGGAUGCGGCUAUUCGGACCCGUUGAGAGUUUGGGUUUAUUAAAAAAUGUUUUAAAAUUAUUGUAGGGUUUGUAAGACAAAAUUUUGUAUCAAAUGAAAGAUAAUUGAAUGGGCUAUAUGUUUGUAAACUUACUUCUUCUGUUGAACUAAAAUAAACUACCACAACUGACACCCGAAUAGAAUUUAGUCAAAAUGGAACAGGAAACGCAUCCCGCUAUUCGGACCCGGGUCCCAUUAGACUCAAGGGCGUUGGAUGUCAUUUGUGGUAGUUUAUUUUAGUUUAACUGAAGAAGUAAGUCUACAUAAACAUAUAGUCCAUUCAAUUAUCUUUCAUUUGAUACCAAAUUUUGUCUUACAACCUAACAAUACUAUUUUAUUUUAAAUUUUAAUCCCAACCUCUCACUUCGUGGACCCGGGUCCGAAUAGCCACUUCGUUGUUAAAAAGACCUUUUCUACGAUUAAAAAUCAAAAUGUAUUCUCCCUACAAUAACAUCUCCCUUCGCAUACAUAAUUCAUAAAUAUUUCCUGCUCCUGCCUACUGUUUGAACAUGUUUUAGCAUUUGAAGCCUUCAUGGAGAAUGAUGGGAUGGUUGUUCCUGUUCUAAGUGAUUCCCGAAUGGCUAAUGGAGUUGGCUUUUCUUGCUGACAUUACACAGCAGCUGAAUGUACUCAACAAGAAGUUUCAAGACCAGGGGCAGAUUAUAAGUGUUGCCUUAAACAGUGUCAGGGCAUUCCGCACAAAACUUGUGUUAUAGUUCUUAGAGAAACCGCUCCCAUUUUCAAAACAUGAAAAGUACUCAUGGACUCGGGCAGACCAUUCAGUACUAAAUAUACUGAUGCCAUUGCAAAGACACAGGAAGAAUUGGAUCACAUGUUUGCAGAAUUCAAAACACGCAGAGCCACUUUUUCAAAUUUUCGCUGACUCUUCCUCCUUCAAUGUGGAACAUGCCCAACUCUCUUGCGCUUUAAAUGGAGCAGAUUGAUUUUCACUGCAAUUAUGAACUCAAUGAUAAGUUCAUGGAGGGAAAUGGAAAACAGCCAAGCAUGGACUAUUUAUGAGAGCAAUGCACCUCCAGUUUCCUUGGGAUUCCCAGGUUAUUAAAGUGGACCACGUGCUUUUUUUGCGGGAAAAGCUCUUUUUUGACUGUGAACUUUAACACGUCAAAUUUCAAGGCCAACUUUACUGAUGAGCAUCUUCAGGCUAUGCUGAGGGUUUCAAUUGCUUCCUCGCUCAACAAAAAUGUUGCUAAACUGAGUAAGAAGAAGAGCUGCCAGGUCUCUGGCAACAAUGAGAAGUAGGAAGGAUGUGAAGUUAAGUUCUUGAGAACCCUUAAUGGUUUUACUUUGUUAUUACUAAAGGUUGAGCACCAUUGUAACAGGUGUACUUUAGUGAAUUGGUAAUCGCUUUUUUUGUGGGUUGAAUACUUGAUUACGACCCAGUCUAAUCAGACUCUACCUCCUGUGCCCCCCGGAUGAUCUGAGUUUGAGAUCACUGAAUAAUCGGACAAAUAGGGGACCACAGUUCGAAAAACUCCAAGAUGCAUAUUUCUAAUUUCCUCUGUGGGAUUUUGUAAAUUUAGGGCUUAAAAAUGAAUUACUACAUUCGUACAUUUCAUCCUUUACCGAUAUCACUGUUACUGUUGCAACUUGUUUUGGCCCGAGAGGUUACCUCGAUCAAUAUAAUUUAAGGUGUUAACUACUAGUUAUUUUUUUUACAACUGUAAUAAUACGAAGUCUUAAAUUUCACGUAUCACUUAUUUAUUUAUAUAGUUAUUUGUAUGCAAAACUACACAGAAUAAGGUCCAUAUCUGAUGUAUAGUUGAAUUAUGUGUACAUACAGCUAUGUCAUAAUACACACAUUUCUUUUUACAGCAUAACACGAGCCCCAAUCUCCCCAGAUAGUUUUCUUUAUUCCGAACAAUAUGGCCCGCUCUGCGAGUUACUCGCUAUCUAUUUUUUUUUUAUCUCUGCGUAUCUCUACAUUGACAUGAAAUAGUGGUGUUCACCCCACAUUCAAGUUAAAUCAAAUAUCAUCAUGCUACCAAUCAAAUAUUUCUUGUUACAAUCGAGCACAGGUCUAUGCCGUUCGUGCUGAUCACGACUGUCGAGGAAAAUACCGUCACGCUGUGGCUUUCGGGUUCCAAAGGGAUGCCCGUGGAGUUUAAGUUGGAAGGAGUCAUCUACAAACCAUACGACAAGUUGGAGCAAAAGCUUAAAAUGUAAGCCUAAAGAAAAAAAGCAGACGUUAAAAUUGGACGUUAAAAUUAGACAUUAAACUUAGAAGUUAAAAUGAGACGCUAAAAUUAGACGUUUAUAGCAGACUUUCCAAGCAGAUUUUAAAAGUAGACGUUAAAAAGUAAGUAGACGUUAUACCUGGAUAUUAAAAGUAGACAUUAAAACCAAUUCUUAAAAAUAGACUUUAAAUUAGAUGGUAAAAGUAGAAGUAAAAUGUAGGCGUUAGAAGUGGACGUUAAACGUAGAUGUCAAAAAUAGAAGUUUAAAGCAGAAGUUACAAGGUAGACGUUAAAAAGCGGACGUUAAACGUAAAUUAAUGUUUAAAGUUAGAAGCAGACGUUAAAAUUAGACGUAUAAAGGUAACUUUAAAUGGUGACUUAAAAAGCAGACGUUAAAAAUAAAUGCCAAAAGUAGACGUUAAAAGCCGACUUUAAAAUUAGACGUUAAAGGCGGACGUUAAAAGCAGAUGUUAAAAGCAGACGUUAAAAGCAGACGCUAAAAGCAGACGAUAAAAGCAGAUGUUAAAAGCAGACGUUAAAAGCAGCCGUUAAAAGCAGAUGUUAAAAGCAGAUGUUAAAAGCAGAUGUUAAUAGCAGACGUUAAAAGCAGAUGUUAAAAGCAGACGUUAAAAGCAGAUGUUAAAAGCAGACGUUAAAAGCAGACGUUAAAAGCAGAUGUUAAAAGCAGACGUUAAAAGCAGCAGUUAAAAGCAGAUGUUAAAAGUAGAUAUAAAGCAGACGUUAAAAGCAGCCGUUAAAAGCAGAUGUUAAAAGCAGACAUUAAAAGCAGAUGUUAAAAGCAGACGUUGAAAGCAGACGUUGAAAGCAGACGUUAAAAGCAGACGUUGAAAGCAGACGUUAAAAGCAGCCGUUAAAGCAGAUGUUAAAAGCAGACGUUAAAAGCAGACGUUAAAAGCAGAUGUUAAAGCAGACGUUAAAAGCAGACGUUAAAAGCAGACGUUAAAAGCAGACGUUAAAAGCAGAUGUUAAAAGCAGUUGUUAAAAGCAGACGUUAAAAGCAGACGUGAAAAGCAGCCGUUAAAAGCAGACGUUAAAAGCAGAUGUUAAAAGCAGAUGUUAAAAGCAGACGUUAAAAGCAGACGUUAAAAGCAGCCGUUAAAAGCAGACGUUAAAAGCAGACGUUAAAAGCAGAUGUUAAAAGCAGACGUUAAAAGCAGACGUUAAACGCAGACGUUAAAAGCAGACGUUAAAAGCAGAUGUUAAAAGCAGAUGUUAAAAGCAGACGUUAAAAGCAGACGUUAAAAGCAGACGUUAAAAGCAGACGUUAAAAGCAGACGUUAUAAGCAGGCGUUAAAAGCAGAUGUUAAAAGCAGACGUUAAAAGCAGGCGUUAAAAGCAGCCGUUAAAAGCAGACGUUAAAAGCAGACGUUAAAAGCAGAUGUUAAAAGCAGAUGUUAAAAGCAGACGUUAAAAGCAGCCGUUAAAAGCAGAUGUUAAAAGCAGACGUUAAAAGCAGCCGUUAAAAGCAGACGCUAAAAGCAGACGCUAAAAGCAGACGAUAAAAGCAGAUGUUAAAAGCAGACGUUAAAAGCAGACGUUAAAAGCAGCCGUUAAAAGCAGACGUUGAAAGCAGACGUUAAAAGCAGACGUUAAAAGCCUACAUUAAAAGCAGACUUUAAAAUUAGAUGUUAAGCGUCGACGUUAAAAGCAGACGUUAAAAGUAGACGUUAAAAAAUAGAUGUUAAAAUUAGUUUUUAAAAGUAGUUUUACAAAAAAAUAAAAGAAUUGAUUGAAAAGUAAAGAUUGUAAAAAAAAAUGGAUUGAAAAGUAAAAGGUACACCAGAAAGAAAAACAACGAUUCCAAGAUCUGAUUGAAAACAUUUUUAAUGACUUUGCUUGGCGUCUUUCAGGCUGGAGACCUUUGUAAUUUCCAAAUGUUCAGGCGAUGAAGCUGUUGAUAAUCUUCAUAGUAUUUUGGACGGUAAGCUUGUUGUUGAGCGAGUACGUCCUGUAAAAGAAUCUAUACGGGACCAAGAGUAUCAGAUACAAUUCGAUUUAGAAAUUGCGAUGAGUGAAUGUUGUCAAAAGACAAUUUGAUGAGGGAAUUUUUUACAAAUUCAAAGAAAAGGGUUAAUUUGUUGAGCAGUUGUUUACAAAAGCCAAUUAGAUGAGGAAAUAUAUAUAAUAAUUGUUUUUAAUGGCGUCAGGCAAAAAGAUUCACAUUUUAAUGCUAUUCUGAAAGGUCGUGUAAUAUUUGAAUUGUACUGUUUAUUCUCACCAGGCGCCAAGGUCAUCGCCGAGAAGCCAGUUGGGGUCACCUCCGGAAAUUGCCGGACAGUUGUAAACGGAAUUAAGUGUCCGGAGCCUCUAAAAAGGCCUGACAUGAUGGCAGGUUAGCUCUAAUUUUUGUGUGGUAACUUUAUGUUUAAGUUAUAAGUGAUUAAUCUAGAUAUAUUACAACAAAUGUGUUCCCAUUCAGCUAUAUAGAGAUAACAUAAAUAGAGACAUCUUAUGUUAAUAGAUUCUUCACACAAAGCCACAACUCAUAAUUUAUACAUCUCAUUCCUAAAUACACUUAAUAAGAUGACAGGAAAAAUGUCCAAGCGAGAUAAGUCCUACUAGAGCAGCGGUUCUCAACCCGUGGGUUGCGACCCCUAGGGGUCGCAUAAGACCAUCGGAAAACACAUAGUCAUGAUGUAGCAACUAAAAUAAUUUUAUGGUUGGGGAUCGCAUCAACACGAAGAAAUUUAUUAAAAUUUCGCGGAAUCGGGAAGGUUUCCAACCUCUGUACUAAAGGAUGGUUUAUCAACAUCUACAAUUUCUUAGAAAUAGGACAAGCGCGAUGGGCAAGAUAUGUCACGAGAGAGCCAGUGAGCAGGCUGCCCACAAUACUAAUGCACGGCAAACUUUCCAGAGGGAAAGCAGGUGGACAAUGAGGGGAAAAAGAAAGCUUUAAAGAUUGUCUAAAAAAUGUCCUUUAAAUCCAUGGUCAUUGACAUGAGAUUAUGGGAAACACUUGCUAGGAAUCGCGCCAGCUGGUGAGGCAGACUCACUGCGCACAACGAGUUAAAGCAAAGACGGCUCCAAGCCCACCAGGAUCCUACACACAGGAUGUAUCUGUCCUACAUGCGGGCCAGCUUUUUUAGGCACUAAGAGGACAGUUAUGCCACCUUUUUAAAUUUAGCCUUGGUCCUCUUGGCACGCAGCUCCCGAACGACGAAGAUAAAUUUAAUUAUGCUCAUAGACACGCCUUGCUAUAGACAUACCAUUUUAUAGACACACCAUGCUAUAGACACACCAUGCUGUAGACCACCAUGAUAUAGACCCACCAUGCUAUAGACACACCAUGCUGUAGACCACCAUGAUAUAGACCCACCAUGAUAUAGACACACCAUGCUGUAGACCACCAUGAUAUAGACCCACCAUGCUAUAGACACACCAUGCUAUAGACCCACCAUGCUAUAGACCCACCAUGCUAUAGACACCUUAUGCCUUAGACCACUGGUCGGAAAACUCCUUAGUCAAAAGAGCCAAAAAUCAGCAGCAGGGCGAUUUAAAAAAAAAUUCGGCGUCAAAUUUCUUUUCAAGAACCUGUCAAGACACGUGUUUAUCGGAGUCCAACCAGAUUUGUGGCCGACUGGCCGAGCCACACUCAAGUCCCUAAAGAGCCACAUGCGACUCGCGAGCCGCGGCGCUUUGCCGACCUCCGCCUUAGACAACUCUGAAUACAGACAUCUCAUGCUGUAGAGCACUUAUGAUCAAAAGAAAUACUGGAGGAAAAAAAUACCAAGAACUGAUCAGGUUGAGACUUAAUUUACUUAACGUUAGGAAUUUAAAAACAAAAGAACAAUCGUUCCGUUAUGAAUCUGUUGAUCAACGCUCAUACAUAACUAACCUCAACCAUCUCCCCCCCCCCCCUUCAACCACCAGAAAUGAUGCUACCUGUAGAUGAGUACAGGCGGAGGAUGAUCUUACCCAACAUUCCUAAUCGCAAGAUUCCGGCGGAGAUGGUUGUUGUGUCACCCUGGCCUAAUACAAAGUUCUUCGUCAGCAGUGAAUCGGAGAUCGAGAGAUACGUCACGAGUUCAGGCCAAGUGGUCAAGGUGGGCAAGUUUGUGUAAAGGUGAACUCGUUUUGGUUUUACCGGCACUGAAUCCGUGACAUAAUAGAAUUGAUGACAGAUGACUUUUAUCAGAUGACUUUUCUCAGACGAGCUCUCUCAGAUGAGUUCGCUCAGGUCACUUUACACAGAUGACUUCUCUCGGAUGACUUUUCUCAGAUGACUUCUCUCAGAUGACUUUUCUCAGAUGACUUUUCUCAGAUGAAUUCUCUCAGAUGACUUUUCUGAGAUGACUUUUCUCAGAUGACUUUUCUAAAACCCUCUACAAAGAUACUCCCGUUGAGACAUUACACUAUGCGCGCCGGCCCCCCAAACACUGUCAGGGGCGUGGGACUCCGUGUGAGCGAUUACAAGGCCGGGCGACAGAAUCAGGGGCGGGUUGCUUUUCGUAAGUGCCUUGCAAAACAAACAAAAAACUAAACCAAAAAAAAAAAAAACCAAAACAAUAUAUAUAAAUAUAUUUAUUUGUUGUUUGUUGCUCGUCCGUCGUCCCAGCGCAGUCCGGAUUUUUAUCUGUUGCUUAAAUUCCAGCAAGUUAAUAAAAUCGAAUGCAUAAAAUAGUUGCUUGUAUAUGUUGUUGUUGUUUGCAUUUGCAGAAUCCAUACCACGCUGGGAAUUUCUACAUCAGAGGUGAUAAAGGCAUCUUGACACUUUACACCCAGACUUCCACGUGCCGGAUUAACUAUGAGGAACCGAUGGGCGCCGCGCCCAACCUCUGCAUCGUCAUACCGACCAGCCUGUUCUACUACAGAUACUUCUGGAGGUCUGUGCUCACAAUCGUAAAUGGACAUGAAAAGUUGUUGUUGUUUUUUUUCUUUUAAAUUAAAAUAUAUGACUAUUCAUAAAGUAUAUCUUUCAUUAAAACUAAUGGUUUUUAGUUUAACUGGUAUCUUAUUUAAAAAUCAAGUCAGAAUUACUACUUUUACCGAUCCCGUUUAUAUCAUAGAGUUCGUUUUCGAACAAUUCGAAUCAAUUUAACUGUGAUGAAUUAUAAUUGAUUACAUAUUUCCCAUUUUCCUAAUUUUCUCAACAAUUUAAAUAAUAAUUAUUUUGUUUGUUUCUUUUUUUUUUGUGUUUUUUUUUUUUUUUUUGGGGUGGUUUUUUUUCUUUAUUUGUUUAAAAUUUUUUUUUUUAAUUUUAAAUUAUUUCAUUAAUCAAGUUUCCCGCCCCUUACCCCAAACAGGACACCAGAUCUUCAAACGAUGGACUUUAUCUUGAUCGUUGCUAGGAAAAAGGACAGGAAAUAUUUAAUCUGGGAUGACAAGCCUCUUAAUCUUACGUAAGCAGCAGUUGUUAAUACAGAGUGCGUGUAAGUGAGAGAAUGGAAUAAUAUGGGUUAAUUGGGGGAGGAGGGGGGGGGAGAGAAAGCGAUAAAGUUUUUGUAGAAGAAAAAAAACACCAAAUGUAGAGAAUAAGGUUCUUUCUUAACUUUGAGGAAAAGUCAACACAAGACAAUAAAAGUCAACACAAGACAACAAAAGUCAACACAAAACAACCAAAGUCAACACAAGACAACUAAAGUCAUACAAGACAACAAAAGUCAACACAAGACAACAAAUGUCAACACAAGACAAAAAAGUCAACACAAGACAACAAAUGUCAACACAAGACAAAAAAAGUCAACACAAGAAAACAAAAGUCAACACAAGACAGCAAAAGUCAACACAAGACAACAAAAGUCAAAACGAAACAACUAUAGUCACCGUUAUCUCUCUCGACCAUCUCUUUGCCUGGGGGCUGUUUUCAUCGACGCCACAGACAUGGCGUAUCUGACGGAGGCGAAUGUCGAAUCUGAACUCCCCGGCCCGUGGGACGACGCGGUGCUACCCCCCCCCCACCGGUGUUCAGAACAGCCUCUGAAAUGCUUGGCGAUUGCUAACUAGCUAACGCACAUAUUCUGGUGAGGGUCUGAGAUUAAUCUCUUACGACUCCGGCCAGUACAUUGGCAACCAGCUCCAUCUGCUGAGCUGAGCCAUUUAAUAUUCUCCUCACAUUGGGCUCCCCCGACUCCCUGGCUUUCCCCCUUAAACGUCUAGUUAGGGACAUAGGGUCGACAGAUGCCCUAGUGUUUCUGGGACCAGGCUGUCAUGCCAACUAGGUAUGGUCCUUGUUAUGAACUAGCCUGUUGAAGUACGUGCCCAUGACAGUGUUGAGUUCGCCUCUGUGACACUCUGUGACUCUGCGCUUUGCGAUUGCUAUGUAGAACGACCAAUCCAUUUGAUCUUUCCAGGCUAGGUUGGGAGGAAGUCUACGGCGCGCCAAUGUACGCGGUCGGCAACAAGAAGGUUGUUAAAGGUCAUCACGUGCUGGUCUCGACGAGAAUGUAUACCUUCGCAUGCUACGUGUACGGCUUCGGUAGGAACAACUCGUACAUGCACUCGGCCGGGUUCCAAGUAAGUGAAAUACAAAUUCUAGCCUACGGUUGGGUUGGAAUUCAAGUGAGUGAGACAACAUGUUUAAACUUGUGAUUGGCUGGAAUUUAAGUAAAAUAAGCGGUUUGAAAUUGUGAUUGGCUGGAAUUCUAUUUAAAUAGCGUUUUGGACUAGCGAUAGGUUAGAAUACAAGGAGGUUAAAUAACUGUUCUGACACAUAUCAAUUUGUAAACAUAUUCUUUAAAUUAAAAAAAAAAAACUCCUGAAACAAAUAAUAAAAAGAAUUUAAAAUGUACUCAAAAUUGUUUCUUGUUUUCAUUAUGAAUGAUCAUCCAAAAACCAAAUACAAGUUUGUGAACUUUUUUUUCAAAUCUUCUUUCCAAGGAGUGUGGCCUGGGCCCCGACUCGGACACCAAGGAUGAUCUCAUCGACAACGAUUGCGAUGGACAAGUCGAUGAAGAGAUGAAGGAUAAUAUAGGUACAGCUGUUUUGUUACUGUCCAGUUGUUAUGCUGUUUCGAAGAUAAAGUUGAGAAGGCAGACUUAAAAAUGAAAAAAAGAUCCGUCUCAGCUAUUUGAGGCUACGCUAUGAAAGCUCGGGGUUAAAGGUCAGAUGAUCGACACAGAAAGCAAAAUACACAAGGUCCAAAAAUCAAAGGGACAAACGAUCUGUUUAUCAAAAACUGAACAAAGAUCCACUGACCGCAAAAGCUUACCCAAAAUGAAGUAGAAGCACAGCUCGAAGCAUCGCACGAGGAAGUAAACGGGGAAAACAACAGAAAUGAACAGAGGGAUAGGGUGGAAAAAAUUCUGUGAAAAUAUCAGCAGAAAAAGUGGUAGGAUUCCAGCAAAAAAACAGUGGAGUAGGCUGGUUUGAUAGUGAUUGUAGAGAGACUGUCGAGAAAAGAUACGAGGCGCGAAUGACCAUGAUACAAAGGGAAAUCAGAAAAACGAGACAAAUAUAUCAUAAAGCAAGAAAGAAAGCCACGAAAAUGUGUAGGACGAAAAAAAAAAAGGUAAAUGUAAAAAGCUGAACUAAAAGAAAUAGAAGACUCAUCAAGAGUGAUACAUAUUAGAGAAAUGUGCAUGGAGAUAAAAAGUGAAAAGAAUGGAAACCCGACUAGACCUCAAAUGUGUGAGAGCAUUGAUGGAGAAUUAAGUACGGAACAUAGUAAAGUACUGGAGUGGCGGGCUGAAUAUAUCGAGGUCAUACUAAUUGCCGACAACUAAGAAGAUGAAAUUUAUCAACCAUCACAUGGGGUCCAGACCAUUUCUUAAAAUCCCCAUAUUUGGAAGAUACUACAGAAGUAAUACAUUCGAUGAAAAAAAACAACAUAAUGUCCAUUGAGAAGAACUCAUCACAGCAGAACAUAUUUAAUAUGGCGGUAGAUAACUUCAAUUACAAGUUGGCAAGAAGAGAAUAUUCCAACAGAAUGGGAAACAGCAUUAAUAACCCUCAAUACCCAAAAAAAGGGUUCCAAACUUCAAUGCACUACAGAGGAAUUCUCCUAAACAAUGUUGCAAACGAAAUACUGACAAAACUAAUUGCCAAAAAGCCUUCAACGGUAAUUGCCAAAAAGCCUACAACGGUACACUUAACAAAUUCUAGGUGACUCACUACCGAUGUAGAUUAAGGCAAAAAAAACUCCACAAAAAAACGACUGAUCAGAUUUUUCAACAUCAGUCGCCUAUUAGAGAAAUGUUACGAAUAUAAUAACCCUAAUACAUAAACUCAAUGUGGACUAUUAAAUGGCCUUUUAAAAGUAUAAUUGGUGAUUUAGCUAUCUAUAAUAGCUAAAAACUAUGACUAAUGCAAUUGACGAAGAUACCGUGCAACAGUACCGCAGUACCAGGUUACUAACUAUGUUUCAUUAGAUGGACCUACUCUUCUAUAUUUAUAUAUAUAUAUAUAUAUAUAUAUAUAUAUAUAUAUGAUAAGAAAAAAAGAACUGCUGACUUAAUUGUAAAUGUUAUAAGGCCCUAGAGAAGGGGUAGAAAUGACGAAGAUAUCGCGCAACAGUACCGCAGUACCAGAUUACUAAAUAUGUUUCAUUAGAUAGACCUACUCUUCUAUAUAUAUAUAUAUAUAUAUAUAUAUAUAUAUAUAUAUAUAUGAUAAGAAAAAAGGAACUGCUGACUUAAUUGUAAAUGUUAUAAGGCCCUAGAGAAGGGGUAGAAAGACUUAUUUCUCAGUUUUCCCAUACUUUGUAUCACUCAUUUCCAUGAAUAAAUUGUAACCCUACAAACUCUUGACUUGAAACUGCACCUGAAUCGACGUCGUAAUUCUCUAUUUACUGCAACUCUAACACCGCUAAAUCAACAGAUAACGAUGGCGAUGGAUUUAUUGAUGAAGACCUAAACUCCAAAUUCAGUAAGUUUUUUUGUCCUUGAUUUUCCGAUACUCUCUCUCUCUCUCGCCUAGUCUUAAGUUUGCCGUAAUUUGCGGAAUGUGUGUGAGAGAAUGAAGAGGCCAUUUGAAAACACAUGCGUGUGUGGGUGUGUUGGGCAGAGGCGUAGCGGGAGUGUUUGGCGCCCGGGGGACAAGAUUCGCGCCCGGGGACAAGAUCCAUUUUAAAGCGCCAACCUUUUCUUUUUUCAACUCUCAAACCCAUUGUUUUUUACCAAUAAUAUAAUAUUAAAGCAUAUUUUGGCGCCCCUAACUAGCUUGCGCCCUCGCUACGCCUCUGGUGUUGGGUAAGGAAAAGGGUGGGGGCGGUGAACCUAAACACCUCAGAGUGUGAACCAACAGGACUAAACUUACUGGACUUAAUACGAAGAUUUAGUGUCUUUAAAAAAUGAUACCACUGAACAUAAAGAUUUUUUUAUUUUAUAUUUUUUUAAAUUAAGAAUUUAAAUAUUUUAAAAUCCACUCUAUUAUAGUACCUAGCAAACACUACUACCUGCUGCUGUUUCUAGGGAUGAUUGUCGUUUACAUCGUGCUGUUUAUCAUAGUGUAAGUAUUGCAAUGUCAUACCUUUAUAUACUUAAGAAUGUUGUAUUCAAAUGUCAUCUAUAGUAAGAGAUGGUCGUAAAUUGAAGAAAAAAAAUCUUUUUUUUUUUAAAAAUGACAUGUCUUAAGAUGUCAUUGUCAAAAAUAUCAUGUUUGUGUGUCAUAUAUCCAACCCUCCUGUCCGAACUAACAUUGAUCAAACUGCCUUGCUUGAUUGUAAUGUUUUACGCUGCCUUGCUUGGUUGUCCUGUCGUGCUAGAUAUUCAUGUAUCAAACUGUAGUGUCUGAUUGUCAUGUGUCAAACUGUAGGGCUAGAUUGUCCUUUAUCAAGAUAUCUUGCUUGAUUGUAAUGUAUUAACAUCUCGUGCUGCUAGACUGUCAUGUAACAAACUGUCAAAUGCAAAUGAAGAACAAGACAUUUCAAUUCAAGGAUUUUUAAGUAUCCGACAUUUUGACGUGUAAAAAAAAAAGUCUUCUAAUAAAUUAUGUUUGUUGGGUGUCUAAAUAAAAGCAUUUUGAAGAUAUUAUUUGCGUAGUUUCACACAAUACCAAAUUUUGGUCAAUGAAAAGUUCUAUUGCUGUCAGUGGCUUCACUGUGAUGUUUCUGUUUAUGUUCUUACACUAUUCACCUCCUUUUAAGCGAACGAUUGCACGCGCAAAGAACACCGUGUGAACAAUCUUAUCUUACACUUUAUGAAGCCCAAAAAACCAAUCUAUGAACUAUUAGUAACAUAAGAGUGUCUACGAAAAUAAUUUUUUUGUUCUUGUUCAAACCCUUAAAGUCAAUAAAUAGUGACGCGAGAUGUCUUUAGGCUUGACGAAAGGGCAUGGCUUUCAUGUGAUCUUUCAAUAUGCAAGAGCAAUAUGUUUUUUCCAUUCGUUAUGUGACUGUUUAUAACUCACACUUUUCACACAAGACGUUUUUAUGACAUAAUAUUCCAUUACCCUUUUCUGUCUCUUGUUUUUCUCUCUCUCCCACUCCCUCUCUCUCUCCCUCUACCUCUAUCCCACCACCCUCUUCUUCAUUACCCCUUUCACUUCCUCAGGAAGAAGAGUGGCAUCAUCAAGAGGAAGAAGAAGACCGACACACCCCCGGUGGAGGAGGAGGAGGAGGCAAAGAAUGAGGACGCGCAAUUGUCAGAGUCCGAAAUGUUAAAGGAGGUGGACCCCGUGGCCGGUUCCGAAGUCGAUUCCGGAAGCGCGUCCGGAAGAGGGUCCGACCACCUGGGGAACACCGCACAGUCCUACGUGUCUAGGAGGGCACCGUCCCACGUGUCGAGGAAGGCAGAGUCGACCGUCGCAUCUUUCAUGUACUCCGUGGCACCGGAUCUCUACGGCACCAGCGUGGAAUAGGCAGCAAGGAAAGGAAGAGUUUCGAUGAAACGCACCAUCUGCAUAAUUUCAACCGCACGUCUUGCAGUCUUAACAAGGAUUAUUGAAUUUUUGCUUGUGGUGCAUGUUGCCCCCUUCCCCCCCCCCAACCACUAUUUUUUUCUUCUUACCUCAGGUGUCAUAAAGCUUCACUUUGGAAUAAUUUCUAG